AAGGCGACACACACACACACAUAUGAACACACACACACGAACACACACAGACUCGGCAGCAGCAGCAGCAUCUCCUCCAUUCUCAGCCCGGCAUCUCGAGCUCUGUACGCGCGGCGGUGAGCAGCUCUCUGACGGCCCUGCUUUUUCUUUUGAGGGGUGGAGGAGGUGUGUGUGUGUGUGUGAGUGUGUGUGUGGACGGAUCUCAUGGAUACAUGGCCGCCGAGCUGCGACUAGACAUGUAGCCGCCAGGAUGCCCGCCGACUACAUCUGUCGUUUGCUCCUGCUCGGGUCGGUCUGCGCGGUUUGGGAGGCGCUGGCCAAAUCUCUUCCAGAUCAGGGAGCAGUGGAGGUGCAAAUUAAAGUCCAGGUGUUCGACAACAGCGACCUGUCUCCGUUGGCCGGCGCUCAGGUGGAAGUCCACGGCAAUCAGACCGUGUUGGCGUCGAGCCGGGCCGGUGGCGAUGGCGUCCUGAGGGUCAGCUUCCUGUACCGCACGGGAACAUGGGUCAUCAUCACGGCCUCCAAACAAGACUACGUCACCAACUCGGUGCCCUGGCACUCGAGUCGCAUCCCCUUGUACGCGUCAGUGAGCCUGUACCUGCUGGUCCAGAGGCCAGGAACUCUCAUCCUGUACGACGACGUCCUGCAGGUGCUGUCCGGAUCUCCAGGAGCUCGUAAUCAGCCGCUGGUGCAGCUCCAGAGGAAGUCCCUCCAGCUGCCGUCCAACUCCAACUACACGGCGCUGUCCGCCGCGCUGACCACAGCCAGGACUCAGUACGAGGUCGGAGGCUUCCCGUUCCUCCUGGGCCAAGAGACCAACAGCUCAGGUGCAGAAACCGGGUGGACCGACCUGACAGCUCUGGCCGUGGUCAGCAUUCAGCUCUUCGACAAAGAUGGCAGCGCGAUCCAGGUCUCAGAUCCGAUCCACAUCUCUGUGCCGCUGCCGUCCGACACCCGAAACAGGAUGGCCACGAGCGUUCCCGCUUGGCUGUAUCAGCCUAAGACGGGGCUGUGGGUGAGGAACGGGACGGGCUACAUCAAGAAGGACGGGCCUCAGUUUGUGUGGAACGUGGUGGUUCCUCAGAUGGGAUACUGGCUGGCUGCCUUCCCUUCAUCAUCAGGACUGGGUCUGUCUCAUCCCGGUUUGAGGGACAUCACCACCUACCACACCCUGUUCCUGCUCUCCAUCCUGGGCUCGCUGGCCCUGCUGGUGCUCAUCCUGCUCUGUGUGCUGCUCUACUACUGCAGGUGUGGGGAGCGUAGACGCAGGCGGAAGUGUUUAAAGCCUCGUCGACAGCAAGGGAAACCCCACUCGGCCAAUCUGAACGGAGCCAAGAGAGACCAGGGUACAUCCACAUCACGCCUGAAUCUGAUCUGUGGCGGCCAUGUUGAGUCCGGCACCUCCAACGACAAAUCUGACAUGUCCCCGUCUCGAGACUACCAGAGCUCGAGAGAGGACUUAACCAAGCACGUUCCGGCUCACAUGCUGCGGCACGCGAAGGGAAAAAAUGCGUCAGGGCCUCAGCGAGGUGAAAGCUUCCCCAUGAAGGUGACGCGAGCCACCGAGACCAACAACCUGGACAACCCGCUGCUGCACGAAGACUACAACCGGAGCUACAGCCCCAUGGAGGGCAAGGAGUCUGAGUAUCACCGACACCACAACGCCAACGACAAUCGAGGAUACUCCUCCGAUCCCCCGUCGCCACCUCGCUUCCAAGGAUACGUGCCAAGCCAGUCGGACAAACCGCCUGAAUAUUCGGCCGCAGCUGCAGACAGCCUCGCCAGACCCACGUCCCUCAACACCCAGCCGGGUCAGAUCAUCUUCUGCAGCUCCAUCGACCAGAUGAAGGAGAACAUGUACCGCAGCAUGGUGCCAACCCUCGUCAUCCCGGCCCACUACAUGCGCCUGCCCUCCGAGUUUUCUGGUAAAGACGGAAAGGACGGGAAGGAUCAAGACAAAGACGGCGCACAGAUGGGAGGAGGCCAGCAGCAUCACCACCACCACCUUCAGAAACAAGGCCAGCAGCAGCAGGGCGGAUCCCAAGGUGACGACUCCGAGGACCCGAGCUGGGCGUCCGACUCCUCCGGCGGACCGGUGACCAUCCCGGUGCUGUUUAACGACUCCACCAUGGCUCAGAUGAACGGCGAGCUGCAGGCGCUGACGGAAAAGAAGCUGCUGGAGUUGGGGGUCAAACAGCACCCGAGGGCGUGGUUCAUCUCUCUGGAUGGACGCAAUAACGCCCAUGUGCGCCACUCUUACAUAGAUGUUGGGAAUGAUCUCAGUGGCGGCGGCGGUGGCGGCGGCCCUUUCUUAAGUGUUUCCAGCAGCUCUGCCCGAGACAUCAACCUGGAACCACCUCUGGAGUCUCAAGAACGCAAGUCAGCGAUCAACAGGAAGGGGAAAGACGACCGCUGGGGGACGGGAGGACGGAAGGGCCAUGGCGUUAGCGGCGGCGGGAAGAGUUACUCCAAGCUGGCCUACCCCGACCACAGCGAGCCGAGCAGCAGCGAGGGACGCCCGGUCUCGCCUGAGGAGAACUCCCUCACCCCUCUCCUCGACGAAGGUCCGUCCUCCCGAGGGUCCACCAUCCCCAGGAGAGGACGCAGCCGGGUGAACAGCAGCCGCAGCAGCAACAGCGAGAACCGGCGCGACUCCAUGACGAGCCCCGAGGACGAUCCCGACGACAAAGACGAGAACAAGAAGAGCCCCUGGCAGAAAAUCGAAGACAGGCCUCUGAUGGUCUUCCACCCCAGGAAGUGAGCUGUUCGGACUGAGCGCUGGACCUCUGAACGAUCUCUUUAGAGGGGAAUCUGAGUGAUGUUUUCACAAUAAGCACAACCGAGCUUCACUGGUCCACUUUCAGGUUGUUGUUUGACCUUUGACCUUUGACCUUUGUGUUCCUGGUGAGGUGGCGUUGCACUUUGAUUGCUCUCGUAGUCUCACUGUCGGUUAAUCUUACUGCUUUUCCACUGAGAUGAUCUAUCUGUACUGAUCCAGUUUAUUGUGAAUUCUGUCACCUUAUCACAUCACUGAACCAUCGUCUGAGCCAUUGCAUAUACUGACUGUGGAAAUAGCCAUUUUAUAGAGCAAAAUAUAAGAACGAAGCACUUACUAAUAAUUUGAUAAUGUUGAUUGAUACUUACCAAGUAUUUGAAAAGUUUUUUAAGGGAUUGAUGGAUGUUUAGGUGGGUUAGAUUUCCGUCCUCGGACACUUGAUGGUAUAAAAUGUGCGCCUGUGACUACUCCCCUCCCUAAACUGUAAGUAGGAUAAGUUUAUUUUGAGGGAAACAGCUUCUCAAUGCUUGAAUAUGUAGGAAACGUAUACAUUUUUCUUGAGCCCCUGUGAACGGAUCAUGCAAUCUUUAAAGUCCGACGUGCGACUUGCAUUUUUGCUCCUUCAGGGAUGUACUUGAUUUCCUCUUCCUCCUGUACUGUGUUCAUGUGUUCAAAUUACUUAUUCAGAUAGUAAUGAUUUGAAAUGUGGAGCAUCGUCUUUAAAGGAGCAGUUCAGCCACAAACUCAUGAACUCAUGACUCAUGAAGUCAUGAACUACUCACAUGCUGAUGGGAAGGUGGAGUUUCGUUGUUCACUAAACAUUUCAGGAGCCUCACAGCGAAACAGUGUUGCAGCGUUCUCGCAAACAACUGAAGUAACUGGAGACUUGAGAAAGAAAUGAUUUUCAUGCUGAAUUAGCUAUUAGCUGUUCCGGUUUGCGGUGUACCCAUAGAUGUGCAGACAACUCCCACUGAAUCACUUUGAUACUGAAGAAAACUUUAAAAUCUGAUUGAUCUCAGGCAGGUUCUGCAGUAUUGAGGAGCGUCUUUCUAAGAUGGACAUCAGAAAUAAUGAUAUAGCUGCUAAGAUAAAAUCCUCAGCAUCAGCACCUUGUCUGAAGUGGCUGCACAAACUCGCCAGCAUGUUGAGGGUGUAAAUAAUGUACUCAAAUUAAUUUGGGAUCUGGGGACUUUCAGAGACUUGGAUUACACCCAAGAACCCAAAUUAACUUGAAAAGAUGAAAAACACCAUUGAGGCGCGGUCGAGCUUGUGUGCCCAUCUGCUGACGUGCUUUAAGCUUAGCAGCUACAGUGAAGCUUUCACCUUUAAAAAAAGGCUGUCAAAUAACGUCUCUUCAGAUCAGUUUGGGAUCUUAAACCUCCCGGAGAUGAAAUGGCUGGAUGAUAUAAAUAACCUGUUUUAACAUCAAUUUUGGAUCUCAGGGCUUUUAUGAGACUUGGAUGACUCCAGAAUCAGUUCGUGUUUGGUUCUUUUAUUUGUUUUUUGUUUUUUUAAGUAAAACAAGUUUCCAUCCACUUCAGUUGUUCAGGAGAAAGAUGCCACACAGUUUUGCUGUGAAGCUGCUGAAAUGUUUUAUGGACUACAAAACUUGACCUGAUUUCUGAUCAGCAUUUGAGUGAGGAGACAAUGACUGACUUCCCAUUUUUAGGCGAACUGUUCCUUUCCGUCUCUCUGUCAUCCUUCCUGUCAUCAGUGAUCUACACUUCUGCCAAAAUUUUCGCAUUUCUGCCUUUCUCCUGUUGUCGGCCGACAAAAGUUGUGUAAAUAGAUUCCCAGACGUUUGAAAGACCAUUUGGUAAAGAUAGGUUGCAUGCAUACAACAUGAAUGUAUGAAAUAAAAACCGAAGGCACCAAAACGCCCCGCCCCUCCCCCACACAGUUCUUCGGGCUCCUGCGUAGACGACUCAGCCAAUCGCCAAGAAAAAGUCUGAACAGAUCAUCACUUUACUUGAAGACUUCCUGUUUGAUACUGAGAUCUAGUGAGGGUUGUUUGUAGACAGGGCCUGUACCACUCCUCUCCUGUAAGUGCCUUCUUUCACGUAGGAUCGAGUGAUAGGCAUGCAGGUCCCUUUUUAACAUGCAGUUAAUCGCCACCUAAACUGAGCUGCCGACGUCGGCGGGCACUGAUAAGCACACUGCACCGUGGUAACAGCGACACGCGUCACUCUGGGGAGCAUGCCUGCCAAACCGGACAACUUUUUCUUGCGGCUGUGACGUCCUUGAAUAUCUUGAUUUCUUGUAUCUAUCCUCUUUUUCACCAAACUUGUAAAUGGUAUGAUGAACUAUAUGAGAUUUUAUGUGUAUACGACGUGCAUGUAACAUGUAGAAUAGGGUGUUUUUAAAAACGAAAAACCUUUUUUUGAAAACGAUUCCGGGAUGUUUUGGCACAAUGUUGUGAUGCGCCGACGCAUCGAGUUGUGUUGCCAAAUGAACUUGGUUAUUACGAAGAUACACUGACUUUUUUUUUUUUUCUUUCUUUCUUUCUUUCCCUUGAUCCAGUUCUAACAACAUUCACUUCCGGUCGUAAAUGUUUACAACGAUAACAUACUGACCAACACGCUCACGCUGUUACUAGCAUCACCACUGCCUCUGACGCAUCCACAACUGUGAACUUAAUUACAUCAUCUCGCAGAUUCGUGAACGUUUAGGAAAAACCUGAAGAGGUUAAUGUUUCCUGUUUUCUUUUCGCAGAGUUGAUUACGAAGUGAAAAUCUCGAAGGCUGUACAAAUAUCAUGCUGACUUGUUGGUCCUUUCCACCAUUUUGCUUGCUGUUCAUAAGCCCGCGUCGGUCGCCUACAGCUCUUAUCUGAUAAUGUGAUGUAACCGAAAGAGUGAAGCGAUUCCUGCUGAACUGUCGCGUCCUCUGCUGUAAAUGUACGUUCUUUUUUUGGACCAGAUAUGGAAUUAUUGAGUUGUGCAAUCGUGGCUUUCCUUGCUUGUUUUUGUUUCAGAAAAAUCUGUUUUCUCGGUAGAUUUUGUGAACUUGUGUUUGGACGGCAGAGUAUUUACACGGGAACCGAAAACCCCCCUGAUCGGACACGUGAAUCGCUCUGUUGGAUCUUUGAAGGCGAGGGAGGAUUGACCUGUAGGCCUUCAUCCUGUGCAGUAAAUCAUUUGCUUCAUUAAACCUGGUCAGUUGUUUGUAAACUGUAAAUUGAUUCUUUCUGUACAUGAGACAAACUAGAAAUAAAUUUGUUCCCACGGUCA
Molecule: messenger RNA, 6005 nt
Organism: Acanthopagrus latus (yellowfin seabream)
Lineage: Eukaryota; Metazoa; Chordata; Actinopteri; Spariformes; Sparidae
Product: protein FAM171A2
Exons: 8
Coding region: 23-2761 (912 amino acids)
Source: RefSeq, a predicted model, not a curated record